CAUCGAGAAAGAGGGAGAUAGACCGGCCGAGAUUCAAACUCGAAAUCUAAACGACCGAACACUCAGAGUCACGCGAGUGGCCGCGCGAUACGGCUCGGGCGUUUGAAAACGUACGGACGACGACAAAGGACGCGGCGAGUCGCGCGCCAUGUGCGAUCGGAGAAGUUUCAGAUUAAAGAGGAUCCUCUGUGUUCUAUCUAUCGUCACUGGCAUCGUCCUACCGAUCGGAUACUGCCAGAAUGCAGAACCACGUGGAUCCUUUGGGAGCAAAAGUAUCGCAAGGAGGAUGGAUCUUCUACGGGACAACGAACAUCUCGACGAACGACGAUUCAACUGGGACGUGUCUCUCGAUGGGGAGAAGAUGCUCGAAGAGGAAACAAGGAGCUUCUCGUCCGAAAGAAAGUCGAAGGAUGAGAACGAGGAGGAUAAGGAUGCUGUGUCUCGGUCCAACGGAGAAAAUAAAAACGUCGCUCUUCAUCCAUCGGAGAGCCGUACGAGAGCUUCCUUCCUUCGACAGACACUGAAUACGACUGCUACAACGUCAUUGGGCGAACAACGAAGGUCUACGGAAAUCGGUGAGAUUAACAAAGCCCGUAAGAAAAAUCGUCGAACGAAGGAUCCAAGAAAUAAUUCUUCUUAUAAUAUCAACGGUAUUACGGAUGUACGUGAGAAUGAGAUAAGAAUUGGCGGUGGUAGAUCGUCGUUAAAUGAAAAUAAAGAAAAUGUUAAUAUGGAUCAAAUGUCGAAAAAGUCGAAAUACUCGCAAGCGAGAAAGUUACGUGGUGAACGACGAAGAAGACGUAAGAAUAGGGAUAGAAAAAGGGGUAGAAAGAGGUCAAGGCAAAAUGAGGAUAGAAAGACCGACGACGAGAGAAGGCGUGCUUCGAAGUUUAAAAAACGAACGGAAAAUGAAGAAGAGGGAUCCGAACGAUCCUUCGGCGAUUCUUCGAACAUAGGUUUGACGUACGGGGAAAAGAACGUCAGCAUUUUUCGACAGGAUUCAAGCAAUUUCGAUAGUUUAGAUUCGAGCACUGGCACCGGUGCUCCGUCCAAUCUUCGAGCUCCAUCGAUUACAACGACAACUACGACGACGAAUGCGAACGAUAGAAAGAGUUUGCCUCAAGUACCACCACGGCGGGACUUGUACGUUGAAAACGUCGAGAGAGAACUUUCUAAACAAUUGGAAAAGGAGAUCGCUAGAUCUGGUAUGAUAAAUUUGAGUAAUCGAGUUCUACUAACUGGUUCUACGACACAUCGAGAUGUUACGUCGUACGACGAUGAGAAGAACAAAUUAUCGAAUGAGAUUACGAUCGACGAUAGAGCGAGAUUCGGUAAUUCGCGUUAUGACGCCGAUAAAAUGUUGGGUUAUUCGCGUACCGAGGAGGAUCUACCGAUUCUCGAUCUUGAAAAUGAAGUACUCGAAAGAACGAUGAAGGAUUAUAACGCUUAUAUGACGUCAAGCUUGAAGUUACGUCAGGAUAGGCCAAAAUUUACCUCUACAUCACGUUUCCACGAUCAACCAAUCGUAUCUUUAAUCACGAGUACAACCACUACUACCAGAAGUACGACGACUACUACGACUACUAAUACCUUAGACGAGGAUAAUCCAAAAGGCGACUUAUCAUGCAUAAACGGAACUUUCUUGCCGGCACCGCUAGCUAGGCAUGCUCUUAUCAAAUAUGUAAAAUCCUCAAUACCGGGACACGAGUAUCUCGAAGCCGAUUACGAGUGUGCACCUGGGUUUUAUAUGGUAUCGACCGGAAGUCGAUUGCUUUGCAGAAAUCGUCAAUGGAUCGGACAAGUACCAAAAUGUAAACUGAAACAAGGAACGGACGGUGUAUGCUCAGAAGUCUCAUGCGAACAUGUUUGUAAGGAAAUCGAUGGUAGAGCCGUUUGUUCUUGUUACAAUGGUUUCCGAUUGGAUGCAUACAAAUGCAUAGACGUGAACGAAUGCGAGGAGAACAACGGUGGCUGUGAGUACAAAUGCGUGAACACUCCUGGAUCUUUUCGAUGCGAGUGUCCGAAGGGAAUGAAACAGGGCGAGGACAGGUUCACGUGCAUAGACAUCAACGAAUGCUUGCUGAACAACGGUCAUGGUCCCUGUCAGGACACGUGUCGAAACCUCGUAGGUGGUUACGAAUGCUCUUGCGAGGGUAUCCAGGACACAGUUCUGUCGGCCGAUAACCACACGUGCCAGAACGCGGGUCCAUGCAGUGUCAACAACGCCGGAUGCUCUCACACUUGUCUCUCGACGAUGGGUCGAGUGUUCUGCCUCUGUCCGGACGGCUUCAUGCUCGAGGACGACUGGAAGACCUGUCAAGACGUAGACGAAUGCGCAGUACCUGAUCUACAAACGGAAGUGUGCCGUUAUGGAUGUAUCAACACGCAAGGAUCUUACAGAUGCGCCGAACCGACAGAACUGAAGGAUCAACCGAUCGUAGAUAGUCUCUCCAUCACCUGCCUGCCCGGAUACGAGGUGUCCACGGACGGCUCUUGCGUGGAUAUCGAUGAGUGUUCUAUCGAGAAUGGUGGAUGUAAGGAGGUAUGCGAAAACACAGACGGAAGUUUCUUCUGUGCUUGCGACGGCGACGAAAAAGCUCUCUCGUCUGACGGAAAGACUUGCAUGGAUAUAGACAACGUCGUAUGUCCUCCAUUAAAUCCUGCGGGAAGAGGCUAUCUAAUGUGUUCCCGUAUGGCCGUACCAAAGUCCUGGCGAGGUAGACGUAAGAUCACUAAUCGACCUGGAACUAAAUGUUUCCUCAAAUGUCCCCAUGGUUAUCAGCUUCAUGGGGAAUACGAACUUACGUGCCAAUCGGAUGGCACAUGGGACGGUCCAAAACACGGGGAAUGCGUUAGAUAUAGCAAGCCAAGAUUGGAAUGUCCAAAGGAUGUCGUAGCAGAGUUACCACCAGGACGAGACGAAGCUUUCGUGACGUUUGAUCAACCUUCGACCGAUCUCGAUUGGUUUCGUUAUGUACGAUCGAAACCUUCUUGGGGUACUAGAUUGGAAGCCAACUUGAAAAUUGGCACACACGAGGUCAACUUUUUCGCAAGACACCCGGUAUCGAAGAAACAAGCGAGUUGCGUUUUGCGUAUCAUCGUAAAAGACGGCGAAGCACCAAAAGUAAAAGACUGUCCGAACAAUAUCGAUGUGACCGGGAAGAAUGGUACAUCGAUAACAUGGACUGAGCCAAUUUUUACGGACAACGUGAAAGUCACGCGUAUCAGCAGCAACGAGAGUCCAGGACGUCCGUUUGACGUUGGAGGGCAUAGAAUAGAAUACGAGGCCAGCGAUGAGGCCGGUUGGUCGAGCAAGUGCGUCUUCACUGUGGUCCUACGAGCCGAGUGAAAAGUAUUAAGAGAAGGGAGUCGAAGAGAAACUUGGUUUGCUCUUAUGGCGUUGUAGAGAGAAAGAGGAACGAAAGGGUGGAGGAGGAGGAGGAGGAGGAGGAGGAGGAAAUAAGGGGAAAAAGAAGAAGAA
Vespa mandarinia (Asian giant hornet) is the source of this 3481-nucleotide messenger RNA. RefSeq lists its product as uncharacterized. The record is from RefSeq and is a predicted model, not a curated record. NCBI's taxonomy places the organism in Eukaryota, Metazoa, Arthropoda, Insecta, Hymenoptera, Vespidae. Gene Ontology annotation, molecular function: calcium ion binding.